Molecule: messenger RNA, 651 nt
Organism: Medioppia subpectinata
Lineage: Eukaryota; Metazoa; Arthropoda; Arachnida; Sarcoptiformes; Oppiidae
Source: the annotation of a GenBank genome assembly
GAUCAGAUCACCAUUUUUGGUGAGAGCGCCGGGAGUUGGUCGGUGUCCGCACACAUACUCUCCCCGCUAUCCAAAGGCAUAUUUAAGAGGGCUAUUAUGGAGAGCGGCGCCCAUAUGUAUAACAAGGACAGGGAUGUGGUCAACAAAACUGAGGCUUUAUCUCAGGCCAAAGCAAUUGCUAAAGGAUUGAAAUGUAAUGAAACCGAGGAUUGGAUACAAUGUCUGCGAAGAGCGGACGCCAAAGAUAUUCUGAAAUGCGAGACUCAGUUCCCAAUUAACCCGUUAUUUGAAACAGAGUUUUUACCCAUUACUGCCCAACAGGCUUUUGAUGAGAAAAAAUUUAACACAAGGUGUGAUGUAAAGACCAUGGGCAUUUGUCAUAUGAUGGACUUGCCAUUUGUGUUUGGUCUGCCACUACUUGAUCCACACCAUUACACUCCUGAAGAUAUCUUAUUCAGCAACGUUGUGAUGAAAUUAUGGACAAAUUUUGCCACUAAUGGCCAUACCGACUCUAAUUGGCCGCAACUAUUAAAUGAUGAUCCGAUGGGUACGCCUAAAGUGCACGGUUUGGAUCCAACAAACCUAACCCUCUUAUUAAAGGAUCCGUUUCAUCAAACGUGUGAUGGCGUGUGGGCUCACUAUUUCCUAUAG